AUGGGGAAUAUCACCAACAUAGCCAGAAUGACCAAGACUUUGUGCACACAAUAUAUCGAUCCUACCACUAUUGAAGCAUUGAUUGCUAGUCGUUUAAUUCCCCUAGACAAAGGCGAAGGUGCGGUAAGACCUAUCGGAGUAGGAGAGGUAAUAAGGAGGAUAAGUGCAAAAUGUGUUAUGAGCUUUGCAAAGAAGGAUGUUGUGGAAGCAAGUGGAUCGUUACAAUUAUGCGCUGGGGAAAAGUCUGGAA
This is a messenger RNA of Paramuricea clavata, 250 nucleotides long. Lineage: Eukaryota; Metazoa; Cnidaria; Anthozoa; Malacalcyonacea; Plexauridae. The record is from the annotation of a GenBank genome assembly.